AUGCUUUUUCUGUUUUGUGUUUUUCUUGUUCAUCAUCAGGCUGGUCGAUACGUUCAUAUUCGAUUUGCAGCUCGGACGGGGGAUGCUAUGGGUAUGAAUAUGGUAAGCAAAGCAACGGAUAGUGCUUUGCAUUGUCUUCAAAAACAGUUUAGUAGUAUGCAGGUAAUUUCUAUCAGUGGAAAUAUGUGUACAGACAAGAAACCCGCGACGAUCAAUACAAUUCUCGGCCGUGGUAAAUCUGUCAUCGCUGAAGCACGUCUUCCCGCCAGCGUGUUAGCUCAGGUGUUACACACCACUGCACAUCGGUUAGCACGAUUAGCACAUUCGAAAAAUUGGCUGGGAUCAGCAUUGGCCGGCUGUUCAGGUAUGAUGGGAUCGAAUGCUCACGCGGCGAAUAUUAUCGCUGGAAUGUUUGCUGCGACGGGGCAAGAUUUAGCUCAAGUGGUUGAUUCCUCCGCGUGUUUAACCCAACUGGAAGUUGAUUCCUCCGAUGAUUCAUUGAUCGCCAGUGUUACAAUGCCAUGUUUAGAAGUUGGUACAGUUGGUGGUGGCACCCGAUUGCCAGCACAACGUGCAUGUCUUGACCUAUUGGAUUUAAGCGUCGAUCGGCCAACGGAACACUUGUCACGCUUGAUUGCUGGAACUGUACUUGCUGCAGAACUCAGCCUGAUGGCAGCAUUGGAUACGGAUGAUCUGGUCAGAGCACAUAUGCAUUUGAAUCGGGCUAAGUCAACACCAGCAACAGCAACAACUCAGGUGCUUAACAACAACAGCAACAGUAAUGGCACCAAUAAUCCUACUGCUGCUGUCGGUAUUGGUAGUGGUGGUACUACAUCACCGAAUCAUCUUGUUGGAAAUCAUUCAGACGUUCAGACAACUGGUCAUUCAGCAGGAGUAGGAGUAGUGCAUGAGAAGCGAUUCUCUGUGAAAAGCGAUCCAGCCAUGAAUUCAGAGAUAUCGCAUUACAUAAUGUAA
Messenger RNA from Trichobilharzia szidati, 975 nucleotides. The record is from the annotation of a GenBank genome assembly. NCBI's taxonomy places the organism in Eukaryota, Metazoa, Platyhelminthes, Trematoda, Strigeidida, Schistosomatidae.